Molecule: messenger RNA, 7225 nt
Organism: Scatophagus argus
Lineage: Eukaryota; Metazoa; Chordata; Actinopteri; Scatophagidae
Gene: rps6ka3b
Product: ribosomal protein S6 kinase, polypeptide 3b
Exons: 22
Coding region: 439-2643 (734 amino acids)
Biological process (GO): intracellular signal transduction; protein phosphorylation
Molecular function (GO): ATP binding; magnesium ion binding; ribosomal protein S6 kinase activity
Source: RefSeq, a predicted model, not a curated record
GAGAGAGAGAGAGGGAGAGAGAGAGAGAGACAGAGAGAAACAGAUGGAGAGAUAACUGCGUGUGUGUAUGUGUGUGUGUUGAGUCAAUCAGUUUCCGAAAAGGGCGUCCUCUUCGCUGCUUUUUCUCAUGUUUGUCUCUUCAGAGGAAGGGGCAGUCCCAGCGCCACAGCAGAUCCGGAAUUAGAAGGUGUUCGUUCGGCUCUGCUCGGCUCGCUCGGUCGGUGGGCUCCGCGGCGGUUCGGUUCUAACCGACACGAAGAGGUAGAGGAAACAGAAACGGAACUAGCAAAAAAGCAUUUUAGAAAAAAAAAGGAAAAGAAAGAAAGAGUAAGGAUAGGGGAAGCCGGGCUGACUGAAAGUGUCGACCGAGGGACGGACGACAAACCGGAGAAGAAAAGAGGAAUAACAACAGAAAAGUAAAGGGGGAAGAAGGACAAGAUGCCUCUGGCUCAGUUGGCAGAUCCCUGGCAGAAGAUGCCACUCGGGCGGACGUCUGGAGAGGACACGCAUCAUGAUCCCGAGGACUCGGUGGGCGAGGACGACUUGAUGCCGGUAAGUACCGAUGAUGUGCCAAUCAAGGAGAUCAGCAUCACUCACCAUGUGAAGGAAGGAUCAGAGAAGGCUGACCCACGACAAUUUGAGUUACGCAAAGUCCUGGGACAAGGCUCCUUUGGCAAGGUGUUUCUGGUGAGGAAGGUUACAGGGCCAGAUGCCGGUCAGCUGUACGCCAUGAAAGUCCUGAAGAAAGCAACACUAAAAGUGCGUGACCGGGUCAGGACAAAGAUGGAAAGAGACAUCCUGGUGGAGGUCAACCAUCCCUUCAUCGUCAAGCUGCACUAUGCAUUUCAGACAGAGGGAAAGCUCUACCUGAUCCUGGACUUCCUCAGAGGAGGAGAUCUUUUCACUCGUCUUUCUAAGGAGGUAAUGUUCACAGAGGAGGAUGUGAAGUUUUACCUGGCAGAGCUUGCUCUGGCCCUCGAUCACCUUCACGGCCUGGGCAUCAUUUACAGAGACCUUAAGCCAGAAAACAUCCUGCUCGAUGAGGACGGACACAUCAAGCUGACUGACUUUGGUCUCAGUAAGGAGUCCAUAGACCACGAGAACAAGGCCUACUCUUUCUGUGGGACAGUGGAGUACAUGGCACCUGAGGUGGUGAACAGGAGAGGACACACGCAUAGCGCCGACUGGUGGUCGUAUGGCGUUCUCAUGUUUGAGAUGCUGACGGGAACGCUGCCGUUUCAAGGCAAAGACCGGAAGGAGACGAUGACCAUGAUUCUAAAGGCCAAGUUGGGAAUGCCACAGUUUUUGAGUUCAGAAGCUCAGAGUCUCCUCAGGAACCUUUUCAAACGCAACCCUGCCAACAGAUUAGGAGCUGGACCAGAUGGUGUGGAGGAGAUCAAGAGGCAUCAGUUUUUCAGCACCAUUGACUGGAAUAAACUCUUCCGCAGAGAGAUCUACCCUCCUUUCAAACCAGCUGCAGGACGACCUGAUGACACUUUCUAUUUUGAUCCAGAGUUCACAGCGAAAACACCCAGAGACUCUCCGGGGGUUCCUCCAAGUGCCAACGCCCAUCAGCUUUUCAGAGGAUUCAGUUUUGUUGCCAUAACAGAAGAGGAUACGCAACCACUUCCCAAUACUAUUGUUCAGCAGCUGCACAGAAGCACAUCCCAGUUCUCAGACACCUACGAGAUAAAAGAGGACAUUGGUGUCGGGUCCUACUCCAUCUGUAAGCGCUGCGUGCACAAAGGAACCGGCAUGGAAUACGCAGUCAAGAUCAUCAACAAGGCCAAGAGAGACCCGACUGAGGAGGUGGAGAUCCUGCUGAGAUACGGACAACAUCCCAACAUCAUCACCCUCAAGGAUGUGUAUGAUGACGGCCGGUCAGUGUUCCUGGUGACAGAGCUGAUGAAAGGAGGCGAGCUGCUGGAUAAAAUCCUGCGACAGAAGUUUUUUUCUGAGAGGGAAGCCAGCGCUGUGCUCUACACCAUCACCAAGACUGUGGAGUAUCUGCACGUACAGGGGGUGGUGCAUAGAGAUCUGAAACCCAGUAACAUCCUUUACGUGGACGAGAGCGGGAACGCCGAGUCCAUCAGAAUCUGUGACUUUGGUUUCGCCAAACAGCUGAGAGCAGAGAACGGUCUGCUCAUGACGCCGUGUUACACAGCCAACUUUGUCGCACCUGAGGUGUUGAAGAGGCAGGGUUAUGAUGCCGCCUGUGACAUCUGGAGUCUCGGAGUCCUGCUCUACACAAUGCUAACAGGUUUCACUCCAUUUGCUAAUGGUCCAGAUGACACGCCAGAGGAGAUUUUGGCUCGAAUCGGCAGCGGGAAGUUUGCACUCACAGGAGGAUACUGGACUUCUGUCUCUACUGAGGCUAAGGAUCUGGUGUCCAAAAUGCUGCAUGUCGAUCCUCACCAGCGGCUGACGGCAGGUCAGGUGCUCCGACACCCAUGGGUGACACACAGAGACCAGCUGCCCAAAUACACCCUCAACAGGCAGGACACACCCCACCUGGUCAAGGGUGCAAUGGCUGCCACCUACUCAGCCCUUAAUAGGAACGUUCCUCCAAUCCUGGAGCCAGUGGGCUGCUCCACUCUGGCCCAGCGGAGGGGGAUGAAGAAGAUCACCUCCACUGCCCUGUGACCUUUAACCCCUCCACCUCAACUCUGACCUCGAUCUGACCUCUGCCGGACCCCCCUCCCCCCACCCCCACACCCCUCUCUGUGAUCCAGUCCGGUGGGACAAACUACUGAUGGACCCAGGAACCGCUAACGCCAAAUAGGAACGCCAAGAUCACAGCUCCUCCCACCCUUGCCAUCCCUGCACCUUAACGGACUCUUCUGAUUGGAUCUCAUGGCCGGCUAUUUCUCAGCUUUAGCAGCACUGAUCAACGACUGGACCGAGCUGUCAUGAAAACCCAUUUCCCAUCAUGGAGGCUGAGUUCUCCUGUGGCGUCUUUGCUUUGGACAAUCAGCACUACCUUGUAGAUCCAGAGACCCGAGUGCACGUCAGGAAAAGUACUGUAUUUAUUUACUUCAAACGGGGAAAUCUGAACUUAGGAAAAUGGUAAUCUAAUGUAUGCAUUUAAAGAGGUAGGAUCAUUUUAUUAUUACUGUUGUUACUUUCUACGUAGCUGUAGAUCCUGUAUUUAAACCUCAAGUAGCCUCUGAGAUGACAGCAUCUACAGGAAAGGACUCGAGGCGUGAAUCAAUGUUAGCAGCAGAGUAGACCUGCAGAACUACACAAGUCAAAACUUGGGAAAGACAACUGAUGCAUUUACUCAAACCUGAAAGGACAAAAAAAAAAAAGGAAAAAAAAAGAAAAGUCUCCGAGGAGCAUGAUUUUGUACAUCUCACACUUCCUGUACCCAGUAUUUUACAAUUCAGGGGCAAAACAAAGAACAAAAAGGAAAAAGGUUUGUCUUACCUGAAGAUCAAGUUUAGAGUAUCCAAUAGUUUGCUUCUGAAUUUACCAAUCUGUCUCAAAAACCUAAACGAAUCAAUCAGUUUUAUUUGCAUUAAGUUGAAGGAUAAGACUGGCAGUAUUCCAUGUUUUUCUUACUGCAAACAAAUCAUAUAAAAAGCAUCAUAACAAUAUGACUUCCUUUCUGUGGCCCAUUGGUUCACACUAAACGCAAAUCUUCAAAAACACCUCAGAAAUUAAAACGGGCCAAAUUAAAUCAAGGGGAAAAAUCCACAUUUUAAGCUUUAGUGGGUAUUUGGGGCAGCAGGACGGUGUAUGUGGGAGUGUUCAUGGUAAUGAAGGAACACAUCACUCAGUGCAACAGUGCGCCUCACUGAUGUGUUUUUAAUAGUUUUUGAAUAAGAAUGGAGCUCUGUGGCUCAGAGGACGAAGGUAGUUCAGGCUUUGAUAAUACUGAAGGAUCAACUGACUGUUGGUUUUGGCCUUUUCGUGGAAUUUGUGUGUUUAUUUUCAUCUAAAGUUGGAGAGAAAAGUCAUUUGUUUCUCGCCCAUUCACUCUCAUUGAAACAAGAAAAUUACAGCCUGAGCACAUAAACGAACAGGAACAAAGCAGAUUCUACCUUUAAACUGUGUUGUUUUAAAAGCUGCACAAGGCAACUUUGCAUUUUACGGCGCCCUCAGGUGGCAUCAAGAAGGCUGAAUUUUUUUUUGAAAGGUUGAAGCACUUCAAUAAAAUGAUGCAAAGUGACACUGCAAACUCAGACCUAAAAGCAGAACAAGUUUUCCUCUGGACAGACUUUGCUCUUGUAUUUGACUCUUUAAUCUGGCACUUGAAGUACUUAAUGUGACACAGAUUUCCCACCGGUGUCCAUACCUGCGAGCUUAAAUUAAUUUAUGCAAAAAAACCAAAAAAAAAUGGUGAAAGAAAUCCUCACAUCAACCAGUACAACAGCGUGUCUCACUGAUUUAUUUUAGUGUGUAGCACAGUUUGUAGUAAUACAUUAUAAUUUUUUUGAUUUGACUGUUUGCUUUUUUUAAAUUCAAAUUUGAAAUACCUAAAUAUUGUCGAUAAAUUACGUUGGGUGCAAAGUACAACACUGGCUACCAAAAUAUAUUGGAGAAGAAGAAUAAAGUGGCAGAACAUGGAAAGCAUCUUUGAGGUGGAUUAGAAAAUGAUGAUGGUGUAUUUUCAUCCAGAAGUCUUGCCUUGUGCAGCUUUUGUCAGUAAAUUUAAAUUCACUUUAACACAACUAGACGGGUGACAUUUCCACAACCAACACAAGAGAAUGCGGGCGCAUAUUUGAGGAGUCCCAUUUUGGGGCUGGCAGCAUCCUGAUUUUUCUUCCCCCAGAGAACAAAACAGGAGGAUGUUGUGUUUACCUGGAAACAAGUUGCUUACCUAACAGGCUGCUGGAGGACUUAAUGUUGGACCACCUUCUAAAAGCAAAACGGUGAGAGAGAGCUUCCUGCUUCCGCAAACAAUCACUGGUAUGAGAAGACUUGAACCCGGAUCAGCCUCUGACCUUCCUUAUGAGCCGACUGAUCAUCUCUGUGUGUGCAGCAGACAGGAGCUGAACUGUAAAUAUAUAUAGAUGUCAAGCAACUCAGGUUUCUAUGAAUCAAGACAAUGCAUUUUUAUAUUUCCAGCAGGGGAUGAUGAACAUAAUAAGCACACAGUUAUGAAUGAUGGGAUGUGAGCAGGACACCAGGAGGCAUUUAUCAAUUAUAUUCCAAAACCUGAUCGAUGCAUGGAUGUUUAUUUUUUUUUUUUCAUUCCAUUGCAAAAGUCUUGUUUUAUUCUUCUUUAAACACUGACGUCUUCUUUUGGAGCUCAACUCUUCCUGAGGCUUCAUUUCUACCACAUGCACUCUUUAACGUGUUUAUGUUCGUGAGCAGCAAAAACCUUUAAAAAAAAUUUCAGUAACUCAAAGUGUAGCAGAACAAAGGCAUUUACAGACAUUCCACUUGUAUUCAGGCUUCAAAACUACCUGUAAGUAUGAACGCCAUGUUGGAGGAUCAUCAGAGAAGAAAUUAAAGUUCACCCAAACUGCAAAAAUCAGAUCACUUAACAAAGUAUACAACUAGUUUAUUACUUAAAGUUGUUGGGGACUUACUGUCAAAUCAAAUCAGCAGACUGUUGAUUGUUGUUAAUUAAAAUGACCGAUAUAACAAUGUAAAAGUACUCCACUACGAGUAAAACAUCUGCCUUCAAAUCCUGCUUAAGUAAAAGUACAGACAUGAAUGUCCUUAAGGUAUUAAAAGUAUUCAGUCUGUGGAAAAGAGACAUACUAUGCAUCUCAUCAAGAGGUUAAUACUAACUUAUCAAUUUUUAAGCAGCAUUUUACUGCUAGUUUUAAAUACUUUAAGUACAUAAAUCGGAGGUGUUUGAAGUAUUUGAGAAUGAACCUAUGUGAGAAGUUCAGGCAGGACAUGUCUUCAACAACUCACAGUCCCAAACCAGAAAAGUUGGAGACCACUUUAGCUGUUUAUAGUACUAGUAUAGUACUAAAAUCUUAUUUUUUAUGUACACAUUUAUGUGAAAAGUCACAACUCUAGCUGUCAGAUGAAUGGUACUUAAGUAAAGUACAAAGGUAAUUAUUAUACUUUACUACAUUUGUGUUACACUUUAUACAUAAAAAUGUCCACUCAUAUGAUAUGACACAGUAGUAUACUACUAAGUACACAAAGUAUUUUAAAUUGUAUAACACCAAUAUUAAAAUGCUCUUACAUGUAUUCAUUAGUGAUAAAAUACAUUAAUAUCCUGCACUUUUUAAGGAACCAUUCUGCAUAAUGAGUACCUUUACUACCUUAAGUAUAUUUAUAUAAAAUUUAGUUAUAUUAGAGUUUUAAUUCAGGAGUUUUACCUGAAAUGGAGUACUUUUAGACUUUGUAAUUUGUACUUUUAUAUUCAUAAUUGAUAUUACCACUACUACUCCUACUACUGAAUGACUUUGAAUGAAAUCAUUAUCAAAUGACUCAUCUGUAAAACAAGUCAGGUGCAGAUAACAGUUUGGGUUAAAGGUUUUUGGGGGUUUUUUUUUUUGUAAUUUGGGUGAACUGGCCCUUUAAUCGCAGCACAAAAUUUGAAUCUCUUCAAAAACAUAAUUGUCUUCUUCAAGGCUUUUUUCUAGCAGAGCACUCAGUAAUCACACAUGACCUCCAACAUGGCCGCCAGAGGCUGUCACCUCGUAUUAAAGCCCUCUAUUGUUGCUUCUCAGUGUUGGACCUGAGCCCUCAGAGCUCAGGGUUCAGGUCUUUAGUGUUUCGCCUUCUGCAGCGGAUCUCAUCAUGUACCCGUGUGUGCCUCUUCUCUCCUGAGGUUUUAACUACGUUAACGAGCAGACUGAAGACAAUCAGUGAGCAUUUAAAAGAACACGAAAUCUUGCAUCUGUUAGCCAUGAACGCUACAUCCUGUCAGUCUUCCUGUGAAUGGGUAUGAACUGCUUCCUCUCUGCGCUCAUCUGAAUGUCUGUCAGCACAAAGGGAGAAAACUUUCACUGCUCUGAGAUUAGAGAUUUUCUUUGUUUUAUAUAUGUAUUAUGAAAUAUAUCAAUGUUGAUCUCUGCCUCGUCUAUCGAUGUACAGCUCUGGGAUAAAGGAAUGUAAAAGGAAUGAUUUUGUUUCUGUAAUUAUGAACAGGGGGGUAUAGCUUUCUUCUUCAUCUUCCUCCUCCUCCUCCUCCUCUUAUCUGAUCCUGUCAGACGCAUUCAUCCCUGCUGCUAUGCCAGCUCUCUUUUUUUGUACCUGCAGUGAGAGUUGGACUUUCUAAUAAAGAUAAUAAAAAGGAUUAUCAGCUAAUAAA